Molecule: messenger RNA, 1425 nt
Organism: Serpula lacrymans var. lacrymans S7.9
Lineage: Eukaryota; Fungi; Basidiomycota; Agaricomycetes; Boletales; Serpulaceae
Exons: 11
Coding region: 1-1425 (474 amino acids)
Source: RefSeq, a predicted model, not a curated record
AUGACGGAUAUUAUUCCAGACGAGAAAGCCUAUGGCUCUAGCGAAGAGUCUUCCUCCCAGCAGGUCGAAGUCUUUGAACGUCCUACCGGCCUGAAGGGCUUUUACUACAACCCAUAUACUCAGGUCGUUAUGCUCGGAUUUGUAUGUUUCUUGUGUCCGGGCAUGUUCAACGCUCUCACUGGACUUGGUGGAGGCGGUCAAGUCGAUGCGAAAACUGCUGCGAAUGCAAACUGCACCUUGUAUUCAACUUUUGCGUUUUUCUCUUUCUUUACGGGUUCAGUGAACAACAUGCUAGGCUCUCGUCUCACUCUCGUUCUAGGGACGUGGGGUUACUCCUUGUACACUGCUUCUUUCCUUGCCGUCAACAUUCAUCCCGGCGCAGGUGACUUCGUUACCACGGCAGGUGCUAUUCUUGGUAUAUGCGCAUCCCUUUUGUGGACAGCCCAAGGUUCUCUCAUGUUGGCUUAUCCAACUGAAGCUCAGAAGGGAAGGUUUAUCGGUAUCUUCUGGGCUAUUUUCAACUUGGGUGCUGUUGUUGGUGCCUCGGUGUCGUUUGGGACUAAUUUUAAUUCUGAGGCUGGAGGUGUUGGGAAUGGAACAUAUAUUGGAUUUCUCGUACUUACCCUUAUCGGAGUAUGCGUACCUUUCUUCAUGGCGGAUCCCAACAAAAUGAUUCGUACCGAUGGCACCAAAGUUGCUAGAGUCCAACAUCCGACGUGGAAGCAUGAGUUCUAUAGUCUUUAUGUCGCGCUUAGGACGGACCCAUUGAUUCUCCUCUUAUUUCCUAUGUUCUUUGCCAGCAACUACUUCUACACUUGGCAGUUUGACGACUACAAUGCUGCCUUGUUCAACAUCCGCACCAGAUCUCUUAAUAAUCUUGUAUACUGGUCGUCUCAGAUCUUUGGUUCGAUUGCUAUUGGCUUUGUGCUCGAUACACCGCGACUUCGCCGUCGCGUGCGCGCCUUCUCUGGUUGGGCCAUUCUCCUCGCUAUGGUGUUCGGUGUUCAUGGUUGGGCGUACCAUUACCAAAAGAGCUAUACUCGUGCGACAGCAACAGCAACUAUGGACUUAAGUGACAAAGGCUACGCUGCGUACUGCUGGCUUAUGAUUUUCUACGGUCUACUUGAUGCCAUGUGGCAAACGACGGCGUACUGGCUCAUGGGAGCGAUGUCUAAUGAUCCUGCUAAGCUCGCAGUCUUCACUGGUUUUUACAAAUCAAUCCAAUCCGCUGGAGCUGCGGGCAUUUGGAGGGCAGAUGCAAUCAAGCUGCCAUUCAUGAAUAUCUUCGCCUCUACGUGGGCUCUUACCGCUGCAGGCCUCGUGAUUGCUCUGCCCAUGGUUUAUAUGCGUGUUAGAGAUAGCUCUGAAGAUGAUGAUCAGAUAUAUGAGCGUAAGGCUGAAGUUCUUGACAUCAAACCAGCUUAA